Molecule: messenger RNA, 1176 nt
Organism: Ilex paraguariensis (yerba mate)
Lineage: Eukaryota; Viridiplantae; Streptophyta; Magnoliopsida; Aquifoliales; Aquifoliaceae
Source: the annotation of a GenBank genome assembly
AUGGCAGACGAAAAGAUUGGAAUUGCCAAGGAUGUUACUGAAUUGAUUGGUAAAACCCCAUUGGUAUUUCUCAACCAUGUUGUGGAUGGUUGUGUUGCACGUAUUGCGGCCAAGCUUGAAAUGAUGGAGCCAUGCUCUAGUGUUAAAGACAGGAUUGGUUAUAGUAUGAUUGCAGAUGCUGAGGAAAAGGGCCUUAUCAAACCAGGAGAGAGUGUACUCAUUGAGCCAACGAGUGGUAACACUGGCAUAGGCUUGGCAUUCAUGGCAGCAGCUAAGGGUUACAAACUUAUCAUUACAAUGCCAGCUUCGAUGAGUCUUGAAAGAAGAAUUAUUCUCCGUGCUUUUGGUGCUGAGUUGGUGCUCACAGAUCCAGCUAAGGGAAUGAUAGGUGCGGUUCGAAAAGCAGAAGAGAUAUUGGCUAAGACACCCAAUGCCUAUAUACUUCAGCAGUUUGACAACCCUGCCAACCCAAAGAUACAUUAUGAAACCACUGGACCAGAGAUCUGGAAAGGUUCAAAUGGGAAAAUUGAUGCAUUUGUUUCUGGUAUUGGUACGGGGGGUACAAUAACCGGAGCAGGCCAAUUCCUUAAAGAGCAGAAUCCUGACAUAAAGCUGUAUGGUGUGGAACCAGCUGAAAGUCAUGUUUUAACUGGAGGAAAGCCUGGUCCACAUAAGAUCCAGGGAAUUGGUGCUGGUUUUGUUCCUGCUGUUUUGCAAGUCGAUAUUGUUGACGAAGUUAUUCAGGUUUCAAGUGAUGAAGCCAUAGAAACUGCAAAGCUCCUUGCAGUGAAAGAAGGUUUGCUGGUGGGGAUAUCAUCUGGUGCUGCAGCUGCAGCUGCUAUUAGGAUCGCAAAGAAGCCUGAAAAUGCCGGAAAACUUAUUGUUGUGGUUUUUCCAAGCUUUGGGGAGCGGUAUCUAUCCUCUGUCCUGUUUGAAUCAUUGUGCGGUUUCCUGGAGGAGGAGGAGUACUUUGGUUCUUCCUGGAUGUCUCAUAAGGUCACCAAGCUUGUGGAACAUGUCGGAGGAGAAUUAAAGCAACGCCGGCGAUCACUGACCACCAAAGCGGCCAUAGCAGCUCCGACGACUUCCAGUCAAAGCCCUAAGCCUGGACUCUCCACAGCCUGGCACCGACCCAAUCUAUCACCGCCGGUGAUGAGAGGCCAAAGCAUAAAAUGA